Aspergillus melleus is the source of this 1830-nucleotide messenger RNA. Its product is annotated as MFS transporter. Gene Ontology annotation, biological process: transmembrane transport. The transcript has 2 exons. Gene Ontology annotation, molecular function: transmembrane transporter activity. Lineage: Eukaryota; Fungi; Ascomycota; Eurotiomycetes; Eurotiales; Aspergillaceae. The coding region runs from base 1 to 1830 and encodes 609 amino acids. The record is from RefSeq and is a predicted model, not a curated record.
AUGAGCUCGUCUGUAGCGGGCGAGGCUGUCAAGCCCACUCGCAUACCCCAUUGGCGCCUCGUCACCGACCAAGGCGUUCUCACGCAAGAGAUAUGCGACUAUCCAUACCCCGGAUCUGGCACAGAAGAUGACCCCUAUAUCGUCAGUUGGAUUCCAGAUGACCCCAGAAACCCUAUGAACGCGCCUGCGAAAACAAAAUGGUUCUACACAAUGUCCAUGGCCUUCGCAACGUUGGCUGUAUCAUGUGUCUCCUCUGCAUAUACAGGUGGCAUUGAACAGAUAAUAACAGACUUUGAGGUCGGCACAACGGUGGCUACGCUAGGAGUGUCGCUAUUCGUAGCAGGUUUCGCUAUUGGGCCACUCUUUUGGGCGCCUAUGAGUGAGCUCUGGGGCCGACAAUACCUCUUUGCAGUCAGCUACUGCGGGUUGACAGUGUUCAACGCUGCUACUGUCGGGUCCAAGAAUAUCGAGUCCCUCAUUAUAUUCCGCUUCUUUGCUGGUGCCUUUGGAUCAUCUCCGCUCACCAAUGCCGGCGGUGUGAUAGCGGACUUGUUUCCUGCCAGUCAUCGUGGGCUAGCUAUGAGUAUCUUUGCCGCGGCCCCGUUUCUGGGACCCGUCUUAGGACCGAUCAUUGGCGGUUUCCUUGGCAUGAACUCGGGGUGGGAGUGGGUGAUGGGAUUCCUGGCCAUCUUUUCGGGCGUGCUAUGGAUCUUUUGCUGUUUGUGUGUGCCUGAAACCUACGCCCCGGUGCUCCUCCAGCGGCGCGCAGAAAAGCUCUCGAAUACGACAGGGAAGGUUUACAAAAGCAAAAUUGAAGCAGAACAAGGCAAGCAGACGGUUACCCAGGCUUUCAAGACCGCACUAUCCCGUCCGUGGCUUCUCCUUUUCCGAGAGCCAAUAGUUAUCUUGUUAUCCACAUACAUGGCUAUCAUCUAUGGGACCUUGUUUAUGAUGUUCGCCGCUUUCCCUAUUGUCUACAAACAGCAACGGGGCUGGAACCAGGGGGUAUCUGGGCUAGCGUUUCUGGGAAUCAUGGUUGGCAUGAUAGUCGCCGUGAUCUACAAUAUCUAUGACAACAAACGCUACAUCAAGAUUGCGGCAGCUAAUCGCGGGUUUGCGCCGCCUGAGUCGCGUCUCACCCCGUGCAUGAUGGCGGCUAUUGCCAUACCUAUUGGCCUGUUUUGGUUUGCCUGGUCCAAUGGCCCAUCGGUACAUUGGAUGGCAAGCAUUGCAGCCGGGGCGCCAUUUGGUUUCGGUAUGGUCUUGGUCUUUCUGAGCCUGAUGAACUAUCUGAUCGAUGCCUAUACCAUAUUUGCGGCUUCAGUGCUGGCAGCCAGUGCGGUUCUGCGCUCGCUAUUCGCCGCAGCAUUCCCUCUCUUCACCAGCUACAUGUAUAGGGACCUGGGUGUACAUUGGGCAUCUAGCAUCCCUGCGUUCUUGGCUGUUGCAUGCGCACCCUUCCCGUUUCUAUUUUACAAGUACGGUCCGGCCAUCAGGGCGCGAUGCAAAUAUGCCGCAGAAUCCGAUGCGUUCAUGAGGAAGUUAAUGGAGGUGGCAAAGAAAUCGCCCUCAACUGAGCCGGAGAAAGGAACGUCCCCUACCACAGUCGUGGAUGAAGUGCCCUCCGGUCAAACUUCAGUAGCCCUAGGAUCAGCGCCGGAUGUGGGAGGAAAGGACCGUGCCUCGUCAUGCUCACGUUCAAGCCUUGACCACAUACGAUCUAAAGAAUCGAUCAAGUCGCAUAUGGAGACAGCGGAUGUCGAGGCUUUGUAUGACGCCAAUCCAUAUGACAUUGAUCGGGUGAAUACCCGCGAGUCUUUCAAAAAUUAG